Molecule: messenger RNA, 288 nt
Organism: Prorocentrum cordatum
Lineage: Eukaryota; Dinophyceae; Prorocentrales; Prorocentraceae
Source: the annotation of a GenBank genome assembly
CCCCUCUCCAGUACGCUGCCGCCCGGCCCCGCGGCCCAGCUUGGCGGGGCACCCGCGCGGGGCGCGGCGCUCGAGGGGCAGCCCGAGGCCUGCCCUGCGCCCGCCGCGGUGCCCAAGAAGAAGAGCGUGCGCGUCGGGCCCGGCAGGGGCCCGCAGGGCGCCGAGGGCCUCAAGAAGAGGUGGUCCAGGAGGUCGGCCAGGAAUGCCUGCUGCUGGCAGGCCGCUCGCGGGGGCGCGGCGCGGGGCCGCCCGGCUGGCGAGGAGGAGGAGGAGGAGGAUCUUGGUUGA